Perca flavescens (yellow perch) is the source of this 2391-nucleotide messenger RNA. Its product is annotated as glutamate receptor 1. Gene Ontology annotation, cellular component: membrane. The record is from RefSeq and is a predicted model, not a curated record. NCBI's taxonomy places the organism in Eukaryota, Metazoa, Chordata, Actinopteri, Perciformes, Percidae. Gene Ontology annotation, molecular function: ligand-gated monoatomic ion channel activity. The transcript has 18 exons. Bases 1 to 2391 code for a protein of 796 amino acids.
AUGAACAGAGAGAACCAAGAGGAGGGGACUGCGCUGCCGUCAGCUGCCCAGCCCGAGGGCCUCGCAGCUGGGGGACACUUCUGCACGGCCCUGGGCCAAUCCUGGAGCUCCAGAGAUGACCCAAUUGCUGCUCAGAAGAGAAAUCUGAAGAACUACCACUUCAUCCUGGCCAACCUGGGCUUCCUGGACCUGAACAUGACAGAGUUCCAGAGGCUGGGUCCUAACGUGACGGGCCUCCAGCUGGUGAACCGGUCCGAUCCGGCCGUGGAGAAGAUCGACCGGGACUGGCUGGAGUUUGACAGCAAAGACCUUAAACUGGCCCGCAGGAGGCUCAGGUAUACGGGAGCUCUGACAUACGACGGCGUCAGCGUCAUGGCGACGGCGUUCCAGAACCUGCGGCGGCAACGCAUCGACAUCUCUCGCCGUGGCAACGCCGGCGAGUGUCUGGCGAACCCGCCGGCGCCCUGGGGCCAGGGCAUCGACAUACAGAGAGCCCUGCAGCAGGUGCGUCUGGACGGGCUGACCGGUUGGGUCCAGUUUGAUGAGCGAGGUCAUCGGACCAACUACUCUCUGAGUGUGAUGGAGCUGAGCCUCACCGGGCCCAGGAAGAUCGGCUACUGGAACGAGGCCAGAGGCUACGUCAACACGGCCGUCUACAAACCGCCCAUGGAGGACUUAAAGGACCUGCCCAACAGAACCUUCAUCAUCACCACCAUACUGGAGGCUCCCUACAUGAUGCUGAAGAAGAACCACGAGCAGUUUGAAGGGAACGAGCGGUACGAAGGUUACUGCGCCGAGCUGGCGGCGGAGAUCGCCAAACACGUGGGCUUCGUGUACCGGCUGGAGCUGGUCGGGGACGGCAAGUACGGAGCCAGAGACCCCGACACCAAGCUGUGGAACGGCAUGGUGGGAGAACUGGUCUACGGGAAGGCAGACGUGGCCGUGGCCCCCCUCACCAUCACCCUGGUGCGAGAGCAGGUGAUUGACUUCACCAAACCCUUCAUGUCUCUGGGGAUCUCCAUCAUGAUCAAGAAACCCACCAAGUCCAAACCGGGCGUCUUCUCCUUCCUGGACCCGCUGGCCUACGAGAUCUGGAUGUGCAUCGUCUUCGCCUACAUCGGAGUCAGCGUGGUGCUCUUCCUGGUGAGUCGUUUCAGUCCUUAUGAAUGGAAGGGGGAAGACUCUGACGAUGAAGAUGAAACUAUGCCCUCCUCUUCCUCCCGACACGCUCAGCCGUCCUCUUCCUCUGAGCUCGUUCAUUCUCCAGGGUUCUUCCAGGCUCACAUCCAGAACCAGAACCAGCAGAAAGAGAAGGAGAGCCCGGAGCACACCAACGACUUUGGGAUCUUCAACUCUCUCUGGUUCUCUCUCGGGGCCUUCAUGCAGCAGGGCUGCGACAUCUCCCCCAGGUCUCUGUCGGGCCGGAUCGUGGGGGGAGUCUGGUGGUUCUUCACCCUCAUCAUCAUCUCGUCGUACACGGCCAACCUGGCGGCGUUCCUCACCGUGGAGCGCAUGGUGUCUCCCAUCGAGAGCGCCGAGGACCUGGCCAAGCAGACCGAGAUCGCCUACGGGACGCUGGACGGGGGCUCCACCAAGGAGUUCUUCAGGCGCUCCAAGAUUGCUGUUUUUGAGAAGAUGUGGUCGUACAUGCGCAGCGCGGACCCCUCGGUGUUCGUGAAGAACACCAACGAGGGCGUGAUCCGCGUCCGCAAGUCGAAGGGCAAGUACGCCUACCUGCUGGAGUCCUCCAUGAACGAGUACAUCGAGCAGAGGAAGCCCUGCGACACCAUGAAAGUGGGCGGGAACCUGGACUCCAAGGGUUACGGCGUGGCCACGCCCAAAGGAUCGCGCCUCAGAAUCCCAGUAAACCUAGCAGUACUGAAGCUCAAUGAACAAGCCAUCUUAGACAAGUUGAAAAACAAGUGGUGGUAUGACAAGGGGGAGUGUGGACACAAGGACUCCGGCAGAAAGGACAAGACGAGCGCUCUCAGUCUGAGUAACGUGGCCGGAGUGUUCUACAUCCUGAUUGGAGGGCUGGGCCUCGCCAUGCUGGUGGCGCUGGUCGAGUUCUGCUACAAGUCCCGCAUCGAGUCCCGACGCAUGAAGGAACUCAUCGACGCCGCCAUGAGCAGCAACCUCGGCGGGAUGGCGAGCGGCAGCUCGGCGGGCGGUUAUGGAGGAGGGGGGUUCCUCACCCCGCCCUUCACUCCUCUUCCUCUUCCUCCGCUCGCCACGUUCAGGCUCAGCACAACGUUCACCCCCGAGAGGCUGGAGAAGAGUCUGAGACAUUUUGAAACAAGCCCUUUGUUCAGGAUCCUUACUCGAAAUCAGUGGAGAGAAAACAGCGAUGGAGAGGAGGAAGAGGAGGAAGAGGAGGAAGAGGAUCCCUGA